This is a messenger RNA of Panicum virgatum (switchgrass), 1593 nucleotides long. Its product is annotated as heat shock cognate 70 kDa protein 2-like. The record is from RefSeq and is a predicted model, not a curated record. Gene Ontology annotation, biological process: protein refolding; cellular response to unfolded protein. Gene Ontology annotation, cellular component: cytoplasm. NCBI's taxonomy places the organism in Eukaryota, Viridiplantae, Streptophyta, Magnoliopsida, Poales, Poaceae. The transcript is spliced from 5 exons. Gene Ontology annotation, molecular function: ATP hydrolysis activity; heat shock protein binding; ATP binding. Bases 1 to 1593 code for a protein of 530 amino acids.
AUGGCCGGCAAGGACGACGACGAUGGUCCUGCCAUCGGGAUCGACCUAGGGACGACGUACUCCUGCGUGGGCCUCUGGCAGCACGGCCGCGUUGAGAUCGUCGCCAGCGAGCAAGGCGACCAAACCACCCUAUCCUGCGUCGCCUUCACCGACUCCGAGCGCCUCGUCGGCGAUCCCGCCAAGAACCAGGUCGCCAGGAACACUAGCAAUACGGUCUUCGAUGCCAAGCGGCUCAUUGGUAGGACAUUCAGCGAUAAAUUUGUCCAAGCCAUUUCAAAGUUCUGGCCUUUCAAAGUCAUUUCUGGACCUAGAGACAAGCCUAUGAUUGUUGUUCAGUACAAGGGCAAGGAGAGGCAGUUUUCUGCUGAACAGGUAACAUCGAUGCUUCUCAUCAAAAUGAGGGAGAUUGCAGAAGACCACCUUGGCACCACCAUCAAGAGAGCUGUCGUCACUGUCCCUGCUUGCUCCACCGACUCGCAGAGGCAGGGCACCAUGGAUGCUGGAGCCCUCGCUGGUCUCAAUGUUAUCCGUAUCAUCCCCGAGCCGACUGCUGCUGCCAUGGCUUAUGGUCUUGACAAGAAGGCCAGCAGCAGCGGUGAGGAGAAUGUUCUCGUCUUCGACCUAGGAGGUGGUACCUUUGAUGUCUCUAUUGUGAACGUAGCAAAGGGUAUCUUUGAGGUCAAGGCCGUAGCUGGUGACACUCACCUUGGAGGUGAGGAUUUUGACGAUAGGAUGGUCAAGCACUUCGUUCAGCAGUUCAAGAUAAAGAACAGGAAGGACAUCAGCAACAACCCCAGGGCUCUCAGGAGGCUUAGGACAGCUUGCGAGAAGGCCAAGAGGACCCUCUCCUCUGCUGUACAGACCACCAUUGAGAUCGACUGCCUGUAUGAAGGCAUUGACUUCUACUCAACCAUCACCCGUGCCUUGUUUGAGCAGCUCAACAUUGAUCUCUUCAGCAAGUGUAUGGAACCUGUGCAGAAGUGCCUCAACGAUGCUAGAAUGGACAAGAGCUCAAUUCAUAGUGUUGUCCUUGUUGGUGGCUCCUCUAGAAUUCCAGGGGUUCAGCAGCUUCUCCAGGACUUCUUCAACGGGAAGGAGCUUUGCAAGAGCAUCAACCCUGAUGAGGCUGUUGCCUACGGAGCUGCUGUCCAGGCUGCCAUCUUGACUGGACAGGACUGUGACAAUGAGAAUUCGAAGCUUACCGACCUCCUUUUGUUGGAUGUUACCCCCCUUUCUCUUGGUUUGGAGACGCUAGGGGGCGUCAUGUCCGUGCGGAUUCCAAGAAACACCACCAUCCCCACCAAAAUGGAGAUGGUAUUAAGUGAACAUCAGAUGAUCAAGUCUAUCGACUCCGACAACAAGACUAGCAUCCAUAUCCAGGUGUACGAGGGUGAGCGGACUAGGACUCGCGACAACAACCUGCUGGGCAGGUUUGAGUUCUGCGUUCCUCCUGCACCCAGCGGUGUUCCACAGCUCACUGUCACCUUCGACCUGGAGGUCAACGGAAUCCUGGUCGUCUCUGCUGAGGACAAAACCACCGGCCAGAAGAAGAAGAUCACCGUCAACAAGAGAUUUUAUAUUACAAAACAAUGA